Molecule: messenger RNA, 1065 nt
Organism: Uloborus diversus
Lineage: Eukaryota; Metazoa; Arthropoda; Arachnida; Araneae; Uloboridae
Product: FKBP-type peptidyl-prolyl cis-trans isomerase SlyD-like
Exons: 6
Coding region: 1-1065 (354 amino acids)
Source: RefSeq, a predicted model, not a curated record
AUGGAUAUAAAAGCUAGAAUCGGCAUAAUUUCUCCAUCAAACGGAUACCUCCACAAAGAUGAAGUUAGUGCCGCGAGUCAUUUAACUGUAACUGUAAGGAAAUACCUACUCAUCAAUUAUGAGAUCAGCUUUUUGGAUAAUCCCACAGGAAAAAUAGUUACGGAACAGAAGGCAUUUUACUUUGUUAAAGGAAAGUUUUUAAGUCAGGAAGCACUUGGGCUUCAUCUUUCAAUACUCCUGGUUUGUGCCUUCGGGCAAUACGUACAAGGGAAGGUCGAUGAUGUCAAAUCUGAUGAAAAGAUCAUCACCGAAGGACGGAGUGCAGAUCUUGCCGGCCUCGGAGAAGUCAAGACUGCUUACAACUCCGAUGGUUCCUACGAAAAGACCAUCAAGUUGCCUGGCAACCAUGAGAUCAGCUAUGGAGUGGGCAAGGACGGUGGUUUCGGCUACGGUUACACCACUGAUGAAAAAGGCAACAUCGGGGGACUGACCGAAGGUCGAGAAUAUGGACACGGACAUGGACAUGGGCACGGACAUGGUCAUGGCCAUGGUCAUGGACAUGGUCACGGUCAUGGUCACGGUCAUGGUCACGGCCACGGACAUGGACAUGGUGUCGGACAUGGACAUGGUCACGGACACGGACAUGGUCACGGCCACGGACACGGACAUGGUCACGGUCACGGACACGGACAUGGUCACGGACACGGACAUGGUCACGGACACGGUCAUGGUCACGGACACGGUCACGGACACGGACAUGGUCACGGACACGGACAUGGUUAUCACCAUUAUGGUCGCUCUGGCAAUGGCAUCAUCUUGCCCCACAACACUUUCGGCACCACUUACGCCAACCAGCCCCUUGAAGUGCCAACUGCCAGAAACUACGGAAGUGCCCUGAACCUGGAUUCUCAGGAAAUGUCCUACUUGGAAGGCAUCAUCAAGGAAAAUUUUGGUGUCCAACACGUUCCCAUAGGACGAACACCAGAAGGACGCCUUGCUGGUGGUGCUUACACUGGACCAGCUGGGGAAGAGGUACCCGUUGCUCAACCUGCCAAAUCGCCUUAA